UUUUAAGAGAACAAGCAGAGAUAGGCCGUUUAAGACACUCCCCCUGCCUGGGAGUGGUGCAGCUGGCUUUCAGCCCCGCCCACCAGGCUGUGAAGGAGGAGGAACACGGCGCUGCCCGAGCUGAUCCCUUCAAUCUUACCCACAGUGUGGAGCAGCCGGCAGCGCGCACACACACUCACUCACACACUCUCACACAGGCACACACACUCACAUUCACUCUCGCACACACACAAAGCGGGCAGACAAGGGAGGCAGAACGAGAGAAGAACAUCACAGAGAAAAACGGCGCCGUGCACUGCGCUCACAUCUGGAGUUUUCGGAUACUGCAGUCUGCCUGGAGUUUGUGCCGUCUCCUGUGUGGCUCGAGAUCCAAGUCCGCCGACUGUCUACAUUGCUGCUUUGUGCGUCAGACAGACAGGAACAAAGUGUGCAACUGGGAUAUCUGACAACCUCCUUUGGGAACUGACGCUGUGCCGACUGUCAGAGAGCAAGUGAGUAAAGAGAGAAAGAGAGAUAGAGAGACAAAGUCAGGGCAUGAGCAGGAGACCAGAAGCCGGCUUUCCAGAGAAGUGAUCGCCAGAGUGCCCCCCUCCUUUUCCCUCACCUCCCUCCUCCUUCCUCUCCUCUCUCCUGUGCUGCUCCUUCUCUGUUCGUGUACACCUCCGCUGCUAUCCCUCCGUUCUCCUUCCAUCACCUCUUACUCUCCUUCCUCGGAAGACUGCGUGAGAGGAGAGGCACGGCACAGACGCGCGCCGGUGUCCGUAUAGUCCCAUUCUCUCUCUCUCUCCAUUCUCCUUUGGCACCAUCCCUCACACGGAUCUAGCCUCCAGCUGCUGAACCAGGAGGAGAGGCUUUUUGAGUUGUUGGAUCCCACGCGAGUCUCCGUAUCCAGCUACAGCCAGAAAGAUUCCAGCUACAUGGGCAAACGCUUGGAACAGCAACCAAUGUACCCCCAGUACACUUACUAUUACCCCCACUACCUUCAGACUAAGCAGUCAUAUGCCCCGCCCCCUCCACCCAUGGCUCCGCCCAGCCCCAGCACCAACAGCAGCAGCCACCACCACAGUGCGGCGGAGCAGCUGAGUAAAACCAACCUGUACAUCCGGGGCCUUCCACCCGGGACCACCGACCAGGAACUCAUCAAACUCUGCCAACCGUAUGGAAAAAUAGUGUCGACAAAGGCAAUCCUGGACAAAAACACCAACCAGUGCAAAGGAUAUGGCUUUGUGGAUUUCGACAGUCCGGCGGCCGCGCAGAAAGCUGUAGCGUCCCUGAAGGCCAGUGGUGUGCAGGCACAGAUGGCAAAGCAACAAGAGCAAGACCCCACAAACUUGUACAUCUCUAACCUCCCGGUUUCAAUGGAUGAACAAGAGUUGGAGAACAUGCUGAAGCCUUUCGGACAUGUCAUCUCCACACGGAUACUCCGAGAUGCCAACGGGGUCAGCCGAGGGGUCGGCUUCGCCAGGAUGGAGUCCACCGAAAAAUGUGAUGUGGUGAUUCAGCAUUUCAAUGGAAAAUUCAUAAAAACCCCACCAGGAGUACCAGCCCCGACAGAGCCGCUGCUGUGUAAGUUUGCAGACGGGGGACAGAAGAAGCGGCAGAGCCAGAGCAAGUACCCUCAAAAUGGCCGACUGUGGUCGCGGGAAGGAGAGAGUGGCAUGACACUGACCUAUGACCCCGCUGCAAUGCAAAAUGGAUUCUAUUCCUCACCGUACAGCAUCUCCACAAACCGCAUGAUCGCCCAGACGUCAAUCACUCCAUUCAUAGCAGCCUCUCCCGUCUCCACAUAUCAGGUCCAGAGUACGUCGUGGAUGCCUCACCAACAGUAUGUUAUGCAACCUACGGGUGCUGUGAUCACGCCAACCAUGGACCACACCAUUUCCAUGCAGCCAACUAACAUGAUGGGUCCCCUCACCCAACAGAUGAACCAUCUGUCCAUGGGUACCACUGGAACUUACAUGACUGCGGCUGCUGCUCCUAUGCAGGGGACUUAUAUUCCCCAGUACACUCCGGUGCCUGCCUCAGCUGUCUCGGUGGAGGGUGUGGUGACGGAGGCUUCUCCACAGAGCGUUCCACCCUCGUCACAGGACGCAAACGGUCAGCAACAGCCCCUGGGUGUGGACAACACCAGCGAUCACGCGCCCACCUACUCUUUUCAGCCCGCUAAAUAACCAGAGGAGGAAGGGGGCGUUGAGGUGACUGUGUUGCCUUGAGACUGGGGGACUGCGACGAGGGAGCAUUGAAGACGUAACGCAAGAGAUAGGAAAACACGUUUGUGUCUACUUUUGCACAAGCAUCAAAACAAAAAACAAACAAUUUAUUUAACAUCGGGCCCACAUUGGAGGACCUUUUGAAGAAUCACAUCCAGACCUUCAACGAGAAAAAUGCAGUGUGGGAGUUCGAGCUACCCGAAUAAACUUUAUCUUCAUGAAGUGAUGAAUUCAAACAAGUACAAGUUUUCCUAUUUUUUAUUUUUAUUUUUUUUGAAUGUGCAGGUAGGUUUCAGAAACAGUGGGUUUUUCGAUUAGACGAGGAAGCACGUUCUUGUCAAACAGUGAGAGAUGGAGCUAAAGAAGUCUUCCUCGGAUUCUAAGCUAUUGUUACUUUUCUUUUUUUAUGAGUUAGAUUUUAGUUUUCUAGAGAAUAUCAAUGUUUUUCAUCUUUGUUGCCUUAAUUUCGAGAACAUUUAAGACUUUCCUGUUUGAAUUGAACAGACUGACCAAUGCAGUGAAAAUAACGAAAAGGAAAAUUAUGUGUAUAGAGACUAGAGAGAGAGUGAGUGAGAAAAAAAGGUCUACUGGAGACGUUUUAAAUUAUCAGUGGUGACUUUGUGUUUAAAAGAGAAGACAGACAAAAUAUUGUGGUGGUGAUGAUGAUAAUGAUGAAGAUUAAAGAGAGUUGCAUUUUUUUUAGAAACAGAGGAAAAAAUGUUAAUCCACUGCAUCAAGAGAAAUGCAGUUUAUUGUGUAGUGCAGAUCAUUUUUAAUGGCAUUAUUGUUUUUAUCUGCAAUAUUUUUUAUGAGCUUCAAGGUGUUUUUAGCCUGCUUUGCUUGUUUCAUUGCGGAAAAAGAACCUAAACAGUCAAAAAAAAAAAAAAAAAAAAAUGGCAGUGCAAAUCUAAAUAGAUAAGAGCUUAUGGAUUAAAUCAAAACAAAAAAAGCAAAUGUGUGCAAAAAGCAAUAGAAAUAGGAAAUUGUUGACAAUUUCUUUAGUCUUUCUUAGCUGUGGAUCAAAUGCAGCCCAUGGAUGGCAUAUUUUAUACCAAAGAUGAAGACCCCCCCUCAAGACAGUGGAGUGGAUUGAUUUUCAUUUUCGUUUUUCUAUUUGAUAUUUUUUGGUGUUUUAAUAAUUAUGUUUCGUGUAUCCGUUUGACCUUGACGGCCAAAUUGGUACUUCAAAGGUUUAAACCUUCCACUGUUGCAGAAUCUCUGUCAUUUGUCUGCAAAGCCACCAUCACAGAUUUUGCAUGAGUGUGAUCUUACCACCAGAGGGCGCCAGAAGGUGACUGAACCAUAAUUUGUUGUUUUCUAGCCUCUGGCCAGCUGAAUGACCGAUACCUCUCUAUCACUGCACCUUGUCAGCCCUUGACCUAAGGUCAGACGCUGUAAAACACAUCACACAUCCAUUGGCUUUCUUACAAAGAAGGCUGUUUUCAUCAUUUAAACUCAACAGGAAGGAAUCAAAACGCUCACUAGAGUGUAUUAAGCUCAGAUCACUACCUCAUCGAAAGCAAUUUCACCAUGAGGAAACACAGGAAUAUAGUGGGUCAUGAAACAGCUCGGCUUCAGGGCCACUGAGAUAAAUGAGCAAAAUUAGCAUCCGUUUAGUCCGUUUGACAAAUGUUGCUAAACAAGCAAGCACCCUCCCGGUUCUCCACUGUGGACAUAUUUGUGGUCUUAUCGAUUGAACGCCUCAUGUCAUAUGCAAGGUUUCUUUAGUCAAUGGAAAAUCCUCAUUACUUGGAAAAGCAAAGUUGUCCUUAUCAGCGUGAUAUUGGGUGGAUGCUCAGGUUAGAAAUAUGUCAUGAACUCCAUGUGCUUUGAUUUAUCAGGCUUUCCAUUCCAGAGGGGGGAACUUACAACACAAGAGUAGAUAGAGCUGAACAUCUCGUUUUUUUUUGUUUUUUAAAUAAAAAAAGGCUGCUGACUAUUUACCAUGGUAAUUUGAUGCAAUCUGACUCUAUUACAUAGACUGCCUUUAUGUUUCUACACCUCGUAGUUUUACAGUCCAGGUAAUUUUAAUUUUCAAGGUGCUCUGGGAAUAAUUCAUCAGCUGUCGUUAGGAAGAAAGCAGCUGUACUUGGAAUAGUUUUUUCUGGGAAUUCUAAGAAGGAACAACUGCAUCUAUAAGGUCGAAUUGUGAGUCCUACACAACAAACAAUGAAGAUCAUUUUGAUUUAUGUAUGUGCUUGUCAUCGUGGUCCAUUCUAACAUAAUCCUUACUGUGUUUACUAAGAGUCAAGUCGCUUUGAUCUUUUCCCAGAAUUCCUGCAAAAGGAACUCUACAGUUCACCAAUUAACCACCAGGGGACAGUAUUCAAGCAAAUUUGGUGACUAUCCACCGUAUUUAUUGACGGCACUGUGGAUUCAAUCGAUGUAAGAGCGAAGCAACAGAAGUGUUUUGAUAACCGUGAGGACCAAGACAGUACUGCUUCAGAAAGGAAAACAAGCUAGCUUUUAUUUUUCAGUUCUUGAAAGAAAAACAUUUCAGAGAAAAAGAUAAAAAAGUCAUUGUGUUUUGUGUCUGUUAUCUACUGUCUGUUUGGAGAGUUAUUUUUAUCAUGUGCUCGCUGCUAUCAAGCAUUCAGUAUUUUUAAGAGACAGGGCCCCCGGGGACGGAUAGGUGAGAAGUACGCAUGAAGUUCACCAUGCAUUCAGCAGCCUUUAUGCUUAUAACGUGAAUUAAUGUGUGAGAUUAUAAGCUGGUGGUUUCCUUUAAACUUUAGGACGGAGUUCUCAUCUCAAUUGUAAGCUAAAAAAAUCAUCUUUUCACCCGAAGGUCUUUCGCUAGCUGACUUUGUGCAUCAUUCUGUUUCACAUUGGAUGUGAGUUCAUGCUUUGUUUAUCUGGACAUUUGAUUGGCUGUCACGGUUGAGGUCUUUGAAUGAAGAAUGCUCAUUGGACUGUCAAGACUUUCGACGAAAGAUCGUGGAAUAACGUUCAACCAAAUUUACCAGAAACAACAAAACCUCAAUUAGAGACUUACUGGCGGAUGAAAUAGAGAAAUAUUUAUGGAUUUGUUUUCUGUACAGGUGUUGCCGAAAUAUGAAAGCCGAACGGUUUUCCGAUGAUUUCUUGAGUUGCUUCACUUUUUUGCCUCCCAUGUGCUCGAGCUGUGAUCCUGAGAGCGUCUGUAGACCAGUGGAUGUUAGGUUUAAACUUCUGUUUAUUAAUUUUUCUUUUGAUGAAGCUUUCAAUAAAAAAAAUUACAAAAUCA
Paramisgurnus dabryanus is the source of this 5436-nucleotide messenger RNA. RefSeq names its product RNA binding motif, single stranded interacting protein (gene rbms3). Gene Ontology annotation, molecular function: RNA binding. The record is from RefSeq and is a predicted model, not a curated record. NCBI's taxonomy places the organism in Eukaryota, Metazoa, Chordata, Actinopteri, Cypriniformes, Cobitidae. Gene Ontology annotation, cellular component: ribonucleoprotein complex.